GCAGAAGAAGGGGCUUGCAAUUUGUGUGCAGGAGGGGAAGAGAACAAGUCGAGGGCCUCUGGAUUAGCAGACUGAGGAAAGGAAAAAAGGUCUAUUCCUACUUCUUCCUCAAACAUAAUUUCAGGGGUGACAACAUCUCUCUGGACUAAGCUAUAGUGACUCCAAAAGCCCCUCUGGACUGUGAGAUAUAGGUAUUUUGUCUCGCUCGCAUUGUGGAGAAAUUCUCCAUCCUGAGCUUCAGCAAUGAAUUUCCUCCGAAGGCGCCUCUCGGAUAGUAGUUUUGUGGCCAACUUGCCCAAUGGCUAUAUGAUGGAUCUGCAGCGUCCUGAUAACUCCACUAGCUCUCCAGGUUCUCCAGCAACUGAGAGGAAGCAACAGCAGCAGCCAUCUCAACCAUCACCCUCUUCUUCUUCUGGAACCAGUAUCUUCAGUUCCAUCUCCAGUGCCAUGAAGCAGACCACACAAGCAGCUGCAGGACUGAUGGAGCACUCAGCAAGCCCUGCUCCUGUGGCUCAGAAACCCAAGAUCCUUUUGGUGAUUGAUGAUGCUCACACGGAUUGGGCCAAGUAUUUCCAGGGGAAGAAGGUGAAUGGAGAAUUUGAGAUCCGAAUGGAACAGGCUGAGUUUUCAGAGCUGAACCUGGCUGCUUACGUUACUGGUGGCUGCAUGGUGGACAUGCAGGUCAUGAGGAACGGCACCAAGGUAGUAAGGUCCUUUAAGCCUGACUUUGUUCUGAUUCGACAACAUGCCUACAGCAUGGCACUAGGAGAGGACUUUCGCAGCCUCAUCAUCGGCCUGCAGUAUGGCGGAGUCCAUAGUGUCAACUCCCUUUACUCCAUCUAUAACUUCUGCAGCAAGCCCUGGGUGUUCUCUCAGCUAAUUAAAAUCUUCAACUCACUGGGUCCUGAGAAGUUCCCCCUUGUGGAGCAAACAUUCUUCCCAAGCCAUAAGCAGAUGCUCACAACCCCAAAUUUCCCUGUCGUGGUCAAGCUGGGACAUGGUCACGCUGGAAUGGGGAAGGUAAAAGUCGAGAACCAGUAUGACUUCCAGGAUAUGGCUAGCAUGGUUGCCAUGGCAAAAACCUACGCCACCACCGAGGCGUUCAUCGACUCCAAGUACGACAUCCGAAUCCAGAAAAUUGGCAGCAAUUACAAAGCUUACAUGAGGACAUCCAUCUCUGGGAACUGGAAGGCAAAUACAGGUUCUGCCAUGCUGGAGCAGAUCGCAAUGACAGAGAGGUACAGACUCUGGGCGGACUCCUGCGCCGAGAUGUUUGGAGGCCUCGAUAUUUGUGCUGUCAAAGCUGUCCACAGCAAAGAUGGGAAGGACUAUAUCAUUGAGGUGAUGGAUAGCUCAAUGCCCCUGAUAGGGGAGCACGUGGAGGAGGACACACAGCUCGUAGCUGAUCUGGUUGUCUCCAAAAUGACUCAGCUUCUUGUGACUGCAGGAUCUACCCCUUCACCUCCGAGGCCUUGGCCACAACAAGUCCAGCCUCAGUCAAUGAAAUCACAGAUGCAGCCUCAGCCUGGACCCCAGCUUGGACAACUGUCCCAACCACGGCCACCUCCUCAAGGGGGUCCACGCCAACCUCAGGGAUCUCAGCCUCCACGGACUGGAGUACCUCCACAACAACGGCUCUCUCCUCAGGGCCAGCAGCCCCCGAGUCCCCAGUCUAGCUCACCUCAGCAGCAGAGGUCGCCUGGAUCCCCCCAGCUAACACGAUCUUCCACUGGGACCUCCCCAGUCCAGGCCUCCAAGCUGGGCAUCUUCCCACCACAGCAGCCUAGACCCCCUGCCCAAGGACGGGCUCCUGCUCAACAAGGCCUUGGUGAAACACCCAAGCAGCAGGCCUCCCCACAUCCACACCUGAACAAAUCCCAGUCCCUGACGAACACCUUCAGCAUAUCUGAAUCAUCACAACGGGGAAAUGCCAACGAAGAUGAGGCAAAAGCUGAAACAAUUCGCAACCUGAGGAAGUCUUUUGCUAGUCUGUUUUCUGAUUAACAUGCCUGGAGUCGGAGCAGUGCUUUUGUUAGCGCACUCUUCAUAUCAACCUACCUGAUGUUAUCGUGGAAUUUACUCACUGGUACCUACUCAUGCAAAAUCUGGGACCAUAAUCCUUCAAGCAAUCUUUUCUUUUUGCCCAGGAAUUAGUUAGCCCUAGAAGUUUUAAUUUUAAGAGUUAUUCCAACAUGGGCCAGAAAAGUGAUUAUGUAAAAAUGGCACUUGGUAAAUCUGCUCUGUGUGCAUAGUCAGUCAGAUCUGCUUACUUGAGUGACUUGAAAUAAUUUCAAGGUACUUUUCACUCCUAUUACCCCUUUCUGAGACAACACAGCUUUUGGAGACCAAAUUAGAUUCUAUUUUGGCUUGCACAUUAUCAAUAGAAUGAAUAACUACGGUCCCAUUACAGACUCUUUAUUCUCAUUGCAGCUGAUCCAAAAGGAACAGAGUUUGAUUUCUGAUGCAAAUGUGCAGAGACUGAAAUUAGAAUAAACAUCUGUUUACUUGUAAAGUGAGCAUGUUUGAUUUGGAAAUCAUGGAGACACAAUGAAUUUGGAACCUCAUAAUGCUAGCUUUACAGAGUCACUUUUCUGAGCAGAAACACAUUUCAAGUAAAACUUGGUAUCAGCUGUAAGUCCCAGAGAUCACUGGAGCAGGGUGUAUAUUGGAUUUCUGCUCUGCUCAGGGCCGUCUUACCAGUAGCAAUGUAAAUGUCACUGUUUCAUACCUUGAGGCUAUGUUUCCUAUAUGUGUUACUUGAUUUCUGGGAGAAAGGUGUCAUGUUAUAACCCUGCAGCCAUAGCUCAAAAAUAAACCAGAAAAUAGGACUGCUGCACAUCUUGAAAAAAAUGGAUAAUUUAUGUUCAAAUAUAGUUCACAUCAACUUCAGAUAAAAUCCAUCCAAGCUGCUAAAUCUGUGUAAUCUGACUUGGUUGCUUCUGACUAAAUGAUCUCUGUGGGACAAGAUUAAUUAGUAGCAGAAUUUAUGAGGUGUUCAUACUCUAUUAUGAAUCUUCCAUGCUACAAACUGGCAAGAGCCAUGGGGUAAAAUCCUGGCCCCACUUCAGUCAGAGGGAGUUUUUCAUGGACUUUAGUGAGGCCAGGGCUUCACCCAUGGAGUCAAUGCAAGGUGAGAGACCUGUGACUGGAUGGCUUCCCCCUGGAGAACUAUCACUUGGGAGAGAGAACAACCACUAGAGCCUGGUGACUCCCGAAGUGGGAAGACAAUGGUAUGCAGAACAAGUUUACAGCUGGAGCCAUGAUGGAUCUCAUUGCCCACUCUUUUUAAUGACUGCCCCAAGGAAUCGCCCCUCGGGCAGAUUAUCAGUAUUACAGGUACCCCAAAGAAUUAUUUUUCUGGAGAACUCGUAAGUGUGGCAGAAGGGACCCAUAGUUGAACCACUGCCUGCUCUGCUUUCCCUUGUGGCAUAUGACAGUCUAAAUCAGGGGUGUGUGCAACUAGCUUUGGACUGAGCCAUGACAAAAAAAAAAUGAGUGACAGAAGCUAUAUGAAUAGCUGGACAUUAGUGGAGCUAGGACAAUUUACCCCAGCUGAGGCUUUGCUCCUUGGAACAGGAGUUCAAUUUACAACACACCAGCUGUGGGUGUGGUAUUUCCAUCCCACCAAUCUUAUGCACAGGAAGCAAGGCCCUGUGAACCCCAGUGAGGAGGCAGAUGACACAGAAGACAUUUCUGCUAGACUUUCCUUCUGGGUCUAUCUAGUAGUGUUGUACCAAUCCUCACAUGUAUCUUUAGGGGCUAGACCCUUGAGACCAUGUCCCCUUUGCAGCACACCAGGAAGUUCCUGUUUGGAGCUGAGUGAGGACAUUUUAUGGAUCUCAAACACAUUUCAGUGUGCAGCUCUGCCUGUGCUUUAGUGCUUUCCUGUAACCUGAAAUGGGAACAGAAACCCAAAGUAGCAAGAAAAACAGCAGGCUGGCCAUCUUGGAUUUUACACCAACAUGGGAAUAAAGCCAGACAAUUCAUUCCUGCACAACACCAGUAACAAUUGUCACCACAGUACAGCCAUAGGGACCCAAGGCAAUCAGCUCCCAGGGACUCUCCUGACUGGGUUGUUGUAGAUGAAAUGUCUUUGGUGAGCUGUGUGCUUUCCGGCAUGCCACUUUUUCUGGGUGGGAAGGCUCUUUGGACCAACGAAUUAUGUCUGUCAGUUAAUACUGAAGAAAAAUAACCACCUGAUUUAUAUUUUCCUUCUGUGCUUCCAGAUCUUCCUUUUGGGUUUGCUAAGUGGUGAAACACGUAGCACUGUAACUGCAAGUUACUGCUCCUGUGCAGGAGCAAGAAAGUGGCGCAUGCUGCUUUGCAGUCUCCAGGCGCAAUAAGAGGGUGACAAAUGGCCUUGAAUUGCCAUGAGCACACACUGUACACUGUUAAAAACAAUAGCUGAUUUAACAGGCUCCAUUUUGUGGAGAGAAGGUACUGCAACUCUGGUGUGGGUGGGGGUGUUCCUUCUUUACAUAAACACAGCAAUUCUUAGGCUCUUUCCUUUCUAUCUAGGCUGUUCUAGAGAGUAAAUGUUUCCAGGGCACAGCAAAGAAAAGGGCUCACUGCCAGAAAUCUCAGCUGUUCACCCCCACUUAUAAACUAAGUAACUUGUUUUGCUUCCUCUUUCCAUCACUGUCUAUGCAAAACUGAAAUAACUAGGAGACUAGUCUGGCAUUGCACUUCACAUCAACCCACAGUGGUCACUGUACCACUACGAGAUUUUUUAUUUUAAACAAAGAAUCAAAAAGUUAAAAAUUUACAUCUUUGUCUGAACAGCUCAACUGGUGCGGCUGUAAUAGCAAAGGUGUCAGUGUUACUGGCACACAGCUUAUGAGAUAAUAGGACUGGUUUAUAGAAAUUGUUAGGCUUGCAGAAUUGCCAUGAAUAAUGUGAGGUAACAAAUCCAUUGACAGUAUAAGAGACAGACCUGCUCAUUGAGGCAUUUAGAUUUAUGCUCCCAAAUGUCAUCUUACAAGCGGCAAGCAAACAAAUUGGAACACCUAACUAUCCCUCACAAAAACCAAGGGCUGCAGUGUCAGCAGCCACAAUCAAUCUUACUUGGUAAUUCAUGUUCAGUCAGUGCUCUAGCUCCCGAAUAACAUUUCAAUUUCAUGCCACACAAGAGGUCUGACAAAUCAGAAGUGCUGUAAAUUGCAGGCAGCCAAGUUUACAGAUUAGAGGUAAGAGGGGUAUGUUCUAAGUUGAUUAUUAAUAUUCCAGUUGCACAUAGGAGCCUCAACCCACCAUCAGGGCCACCCUUGUGCUUGGGCAGAUUUGCAAAAGCACCUAUUGCUUUUAAAACUGCAAAUUCCACUGAAGUCAAUGCCACUUUUGUGCACCUAAAUCUGAGGCACUAUUGAAAGUCUCCAAUCAAUAGCAAGAGACAGGCCUCAUCACAAAGAGCUGAUAGUCUAAAUAGACAGGAGAGUGAGAUGGUGGGAGAAGGGUAGUAUUAUCCCCAUUUUACAGAUAGGAAACAGGCACGGAGAAAUUAAGUAACUUGUUCAAAGUCACACAAGAGUGGGGUUUAGUGGGUGUAACUCACAUGCCAAGGGCCUCAAAGAGAUGCGUGUAGCAGAUCAAUUUACUUUCUAUUAGUUGCUUUAAGUAGGAUGUACAUGUACUUUAUCUUAUACAUUCUUUUAGGCCUUUGGCUUGGUCAACCAACAUAGUCUCCUUAACAAAGUUACUGCAGUUUGCUGCUCAUUCAGCUAGAGUCAAUAAUGCUAUAUGCAGCACAAGAAUUCGGUGCUGUGGAAGUAACAGCAUCAGACAGGAUAUCAGGGGGAAAACAAUAUACUGUCCAUGGGUGUGCUGUUUGCUACUAGAUUCUGUUACAAUAAACAGCAGAGAGGAAGGCAGGUGGCUCACUCCAGAGUCUGAAGAUGAGUGACACAUAUGGAAGCUUUUGGGAAAAGAGGGACUUGCAGAGCUUAUAAGAACAGGAACUGAUGAAUUACAAAUACACAGCAAUUCUGUUUUCAUGCACCUUGCCUACAGAUAAAGAGUGAAUAUAUUCUUGUGUAUGACAGCAGCAGAAAUGUUUGUAAAUAUACAGUUUCUCAGCCUAAUCAGUGCACCUAGAUGUAAAAGAUAAUUAAUAUGGUUUACAUUCCAAUGCCAAUGCCAGGGAUUAGAGAACCGUAAGCCUGCCCUGGGAACCACUGCUCUCCUUUCUUCCAUUUAUCCAACACUGUAAAGCCAGGAACUGUCUGCACUAAAUUAACUUAUCAGCAUUAACACACAUACAAAUCUCUUUUCCCGGUAUCAGCUUUUUAAGAGCUAGUUAGUGAAGGGGUAAAGGGAAGAGAAUAAAUAAUUUUAAAACAAACACUGCAUUAAACUCACAUGUAGUUGCUUGCAAUGUUAUGGGUGCAUUUCUAAAGUGCUCAUCAUGUCCCAAAACGACAGAGCCUGAAUUCCCUUUUUUCUGUUUACAACCUAUGGAAUGUCAAUCAUUUGUUAGCUCUGAGACCUAAACAUAAGCCUAUUUCUGCUUAGAAGAAAACUAAAACAGAAUGAGGUAUUCUACCCACUGCAAGUAAACAAUAAGGAUUAAGGGCAGCCUCGCUUUCUAAAGGGAAAAUUGUGUUCCUACAUCCUGCUUCUACAUCCUUAGUCAGGUGUUCAGCUAUCCAAAUGCAGAUUUGCACUACAAACUGACUGUAGGAACACAAAGAAUGCAGGGGCCAUUUGUUGUGCCAGCAAAAUGGAUUAAAUCCUGGCUCAUUAAAAUAAAUGGCAAAUCUCCCAUUGUCUUCAGUAGCAUCAGGAUUUCAAACUAGAUGGGCAGAUGUGCCACUGAAAAUCUGACCUUAAAUCACACAGGUAAUAACAAUUAAUGGGAAGCUGCUGCUUUGACAGUGAAAGACAAAAAAAGCCAUUCAAUUUCCUUUGUCUCAGCUAUAACAUGAGACAGGGAAAGAUCAGUAAAACAGCAGCUGUCAUGGAGAGUUAUCAGCACUAUUCAGACUUGUAGAGAUACUGAAAACUAAUGAAUUUUCCAAACUUUUUUGAGAAUAAACAUAUUCUUUAGUAAAGAUCCCCUUUAUAACUAAUCACUGCCAUUUUCUUUUAACUUGGCCAGAGGUAGUCCCUGGCUCAAUAACACUGUAUGGUCAUGGAAUGAUCUGUUAGGAUGCUUUGGCUACGGUCCCAUUAGCUGCUUUCUUAAUUAAAAUGGGAAUAUAUUAACGGCGCUGAUAACACAUGCUGAGAUUGUUAUUUGCCUGAAAGAUACCUCAUACUGCAGUAAUGGGAUCACAUACGUCACAUGGGAAGUCACUCAGGGUCUCCUGCUGCAAUCUUGUCUUCACUGCACAACACCAGGUCACCCUAUUUUACAGUACUAGGUAGCUUAGCCAGCUGGGAAAGUUUAUUUUUGCUCUGUUUUUAAACAUACAAAAAUGCCUUUACCCACUAUAUGCAAAACCAAACAGUCUAAAAUAGGAGGGAGACAGAUGCACUUCAUAAGUUUUGCUGCAGAUCGUUGAUUUUGCUUGUGCUUUUGUUCAGACUUUUGGAUUGAACUGUAGCAUGUUUUUAUUCAGCUGUUGUAAGAUGAACUGUUUUGUGAUAUUAUUUCUGCAGUAAAGAAAUAG
Chelonoidis abingdonii (Abingdon island giant tortoise) is the source of this 7607-nucleotide messenger RNA. It is a transcript of the gene SYN3, whose product is annotated as synapsin III. The record is from RefSeq and is a predicted model, not a curated record. Gene Ontology annotation, biological process: neurotransmitter secretion. Gene Ontology annotation, molecular function: ATP binding. NCBI's taxonomy places the organism in Eukaryota, Metazoa, Chordata, Testudines, Testudinidae. Gene Ontology annotation, cellular component: synaptic vesicle; synaptic vesicle membrane.